AGCUUCUUGAACAUGGAUUUGACCAUUUCGCUAUGCACCCCGUUGACAUGCUGCACGACUUUGAGGUCGGCGAGUGGAAGGCGAUAUUUGCCCAGCUUGUGCGUAUGCUACACACCUUCAAGGGUGACGAUCUGGUCGAGGAGCUGAACCGCAGAUAUCGCCAUGUCCCCACCUUCUUGCGGGACACGAUUCGGCGCUUUGCCACUAAUAUCGCAGAGAUGAAGAAGCUGGCUGGUCGCGAUUUUGAAGAUUCACUCCAGUGUGCGCUGCCCUGCUUUGAGGCGCUUUUCCCCAACAAGCAGCAUCAGAAAAUCGUCCUCGACCUUCUCUUUGACCUUGGUUGGUGGCAUGGACUCGCAAAGUUGCGUUUGCAUACGGACUCGACCCUCGCCUCCUUGGAGCACGCAACAGUCGAGCUCGGUCGCUCGAUACGCCGUCUCGAGCUCAUCUCGCAGGAGUAUGCAACCUGUGAGCUGCCUAAGGAGAAGCGGGCUCGCAUACAGCGCCAGCAGAAGAGGGAUAGCGUGGCAGUAGGAGCGGCUCGACGCGCAACUGCCCACCCAACCCAGAUCGCCAAGAAAGAACAAGAUCAGCCGCGCCGCUUCGAUCGGAAGAGUUAUAAGCGUCACGCCUUAGGAGACUACGCGCGAGCUAUCAGGUAUUGGGGGACCAUUGAUUCCUACUCGACGCAAAUUGGCGAGUCGGAGCACCGUCGAGUCAAGCGCUACUAUGCACGCACAAAUAAGGUAAACCACCCGGCCCAAAUCGCGCGUCAGGAGCGACGGAAUGCACGGUUGCGACGGAUGAAGCAGAAGGAGGUGGUGCAAGCUACCACAGCUAAGACGUCGCUGAUUGUCAGAGGUGGCGCGCCUGAGAAGCUGCCAAAGACAGAGCCGCUGAUGACCACACACAUCUCCUUGAGCCGUCGCUACCCCGAGAACGUAACUUCAUUUCUCGCGCGACAUGAAGAUGACCCUGCGCUUAGGCCCUUUUAUCGGAAGCUCAAGGAGCAUUUGUUGCCCCGCAUCCGCGGUACCCCCGACGGUGGCCAGAGCUAUACCGCGGAAGAAAGGAAUUCAAUCAUGUUUCUCGGGAACCGUAUCUACAAGCACAAGAUCCUCCGACUCAAUUAUACAUCCUACGACGUUCGCCGCAAGCAAGAUUUCCUCAACCCGAGCAAGAACGCCAACAUCAUGGUGCUAUCUGGCGAAGACGACCACCCGUACUGGUAUGGCCGCAUCAUCGGUCUAUUCCACGCCGACGUCGCCGACCUGCAUUCUGCUACCCCGAGCGAAGGCCGUGCAGUUCAUUUUGCGUAUGUGCGAUGGUACACACUAGAUCUCACCUUUCGGCACGGCGUUGCUGCUAAGCGCUUUCCUCGCCUUCGCUUCUUUCCUGCGGACCACCCCGACGCCUUUGGGUUCAUUGACCCGAACAGCAUCAUCCGUGCCACCCACAUCAUCCCCGCAUUCGCCCAUGGUCGGACAGAUCAAUACCUUGCAGGUGUGACUGUCGCACGCCCUUCAACUGAGCUCGACGACUAUCAAUUCUAUUAUGCCGCUAUGUUUCCCGACCGGGAUAUCCUCAUGCGCUAUCGAGGCGGCGGCGUCGGCCACAAGAGCACAUACGAAGCACUUCGUGUGUUCGAAGUUGAGGCGGAACGGCUGGCAAACUUCAGUCAACCCAAGAAGCACGUGUCUUCUUCACCCGAAGAUGCUGGCGCAUCACCUCCGCUCGACGUUGACGCCAACGAGGAGGAGGGCAGUGACGAAGACGAUGAAGUUGACGAGGUUGAAAUACUCGACAUAACCGACAUGCCGAGCACGGAUACAGGUGACGAGAAUGCAGAGGAAGAGAAGGAGGAGGAGGAGGAGGAGGAAGAGGAGCUUACUGGCGAUGAGGAGGAGCUGGACUGGGACCACGAGAGCGAGUCGGAGGUGGAUGAUAGCUGGGAAGAUACUGACUCAGAGGAUUUGGAAGAAGAUGACCUCACUUUGGAUGUCCUAGGAUAUGCAGAACUGUAGAGACCAUCCUAUAGACAUGUAUCUACACUUCUCUGUAUUGCAUGAAUCAGGUCUUCAGAAAUCUCAGGGAUGGGCC
Schizophyllum commune H4-8 is the source of this 2100-nucleotide messenger RNA. RefSeq lists its product as uncharacterized. The record is from RefSeq and is a predicted model, not a curated record. Bases 33 to 2024 code for a protein of 663 amino acids. NCBI's taxonomy places the organism in Eukaryota, Fungi, Basidiomycota, Agaricomycetes, Agaricales, Schizophyllaceae. The transcript has 6 exons.